UUGACACGCAACACCGCCGCAAUGGUUGCGCCGGCCGUGCCUGAGCUCACGGAAGAGGUCCUCUCCGAAACAAUUGACGCUCGCACCGACUCCCUCAUCUCCCUGCGCGAACUUGGCCCCCCCGACCUCGUCCACCUCCUCAAGCAGGCCACGAGAAACCCAGGCAAGCAGCUCGGAGUCUACCACCAUGUCACCGGUGUAGAUGCCUCGUCCUCGGCCAGUCUUGCCGCCUACAUCAACACCCUCACGUACCGCGAGCACGGCCAAGCCGCACAAACAAAGAUCUCGGAGGGACUGUACUGUUGUUACAAUGCCUUCUCACGACUCGAUAUGCGCGUGCACGUCACCAUCCCCGGUACCGUCGAAAGCUACUGCGUUGACGAGCGCGGCGAGAAGCGCAAGGCCACCGACGAUCUCUGGCUCGAGACCUACCUCUGCAGUGUUCUACGAGCCUACUCGUACGCCGACGAUGGAAGCGGAGAGACCAUUCGCAAGAUUAUGGGUGUGCGCAGGUUCAACCCCGUAACCAACACCGAAACCGAACACCGUUUCCUCAACGCCGCAGAACAGCUCUUCUUCAGAGGAUGGCAGCUGGGUUCUGACUCUGUCGUUCAAGUCCCGAACAACGUCUCCAACCACCUGACCGCUGGCCUCCUCAAGUACUUCCAGACCACCGGCCGCUACGCUUCCGGCAUCAACCUGUUCGAGAAGCUCAGGGACCAGAACAUUGAGGUUUCCUCUCUCCUGGCCAAGGUCCUGUUCAUGGGUAACGAGGAAGUCGAAGGUGUCCGAGUCCUCCACCAGGCGUUGAAGGAGUCUCCUAUGGACUACGUUAUGCUCGACACCCAGGCCGAGUUCCUCCUGAAGAAGGCCCAGACUGCCGCGACCCCGGAACAGAAGGAAGAGAGGCUUCGUUUGGCCCUCGGCUGUGCUGAUCGCAGCACCAUUGCCGCUCCCAGCGAGUUUGGUACAUGGGCGAGACUGGCUCAAGUCUACGUCGCCAUGGAGGACUGGGAGAAUGCUCUCACCAUUCUCAACUCCUGCCCCAUGUUCACGUACCAGGACAAGGACGCACCGAUCAUGCCCGAACCCAAGGACGUCAACCUUCCAACUCUCCCGGAAACACGCCUCGACGAGAUCGACAGCGAGCCCGAAUCCAGAUAUUCCGAGCAGGUCGAUGGGAGCCUUUUGAACCUUCGAGCUGCCGUGUAUAAGGGCACUUUCAAACAAGCUUACGGCAUCCUGACCGAAAUGACGGCCAAGAUUGGCUGGGACCAGCUUUUGAAGAUCCGGAGCACGGUUUUCGUCAUGGAAGACGAGUACCGCUCCGAAAAGCACGAGCCGCAGCCACCACGCAACCCCAGCACCGACGGCCUUCGGGGCACACCGGACCCCACAACAAACGGCGACCAGUCGGACUCGGACUCCGAAGACGAGGAGAAAGAGGAUAAACAAGAAAAGGACGAGACUAAGCCGGAUACCGAAUCUACCGCCGAAACCUUGACUGCAAAUGGCCAGGCGGAAGGUGAGGCAGUAGAGAAGCCUACUCAUGCAAUCGACCCCGGCGAAUUGAAGGGAGACGCUGAAAAUGGGGCUCAGGACGACGACCACCUGUCCAAGCUGAACAACAAACGGUUGUGUGAGCGCUGGCUGGACAGCCUUUUCAUGGUCCUUUACGAGGACCUGCGCGUAUACACUAUUUGGCGCACUCAGAUGGCGCAGUACCGCGCACAGUCUAUGCAGUACAAGAAGUCGGCCGAGGAAUGGGAAAUACUCGGCUCAUUGGCCGAAAGACUGCAGCACACGGAUGAGGCCGUGGAGGCUUACAGAGCAUGCCUCGCUUCGAGAUUCAGCCCCAAGGCUUUGACCGGUAUCCUCAAGGUCUUUGAGCAGGACAAGAACACCCGAGAGACGGUCGCAUCAGUCAUCCGGCUCGUCACUUGGCAGUACAGGUGGUACUCGGAGUUCUCCCCUGAGCUUCUCCACACAAUCCGGACGCUCAUUGAGGACGAAGGCGCGGUCAAGGUCAGGAGCAUCAUUCAAGCUACCAGCCUACCGCAGAACGUUCUCGACCUCACACAUCACUACGCUGCCCUGUGCGCUACCUUCCGCAGCAGCGGUACCGACGGCUAA
Molecule: messenger RNA, 2133 nt
Organism: Colletotrichum karsti
Lineage: Eukaryota; Fungi; Ascomycota; Sordariomycetes; Glomerellales; Glomerellaceae
Exons: 6
Biological process (GO): Golgi to plasma membrane transport
Cellular component (GO): exomer complex
Molecular function (GO): protein binding
Source: RefSeq, a predicted model, not a curated record